Gasterosteus aculeatus aculeatus (three-spined stickleback) is the source of this 1911-nucleotide messenger RNA. RefSeq names its product dolichyl-diphosphooligosaccharide--protein glycosyltransferase subunit (non-catalytic) (gene ddost). The record is from RefSeq and is a predicted model, not a curated record. Gene Ontology annotation, cellular component: oligosaccharyltransferase complex; endoplasmic reticulum membrane. NCBI's taxonomy places the organism in Eukaryota, Metazoa, Chordata, Actinopteri, Perciformes, Gasterosteidae.
GGCUGACGCCGACUUCUGCAGCAAAAUGGCGUCGUUGACAGCAGUCGUGCAGACGAGUCCGUCCGGUCCUUUAUUAUCCUCCAAAAAGCGGAGCGGCACGAUGACCCAAAGGAGGUUCAGACUGUUGGACCACAAUAUACUUGUGUUCCUUUCGUUAGCGUCCAUGCUGCAUUGUGCUUUGGCGGACGGUAAGACGCUGGUUCUGCUGGACAACCUCAACAUCAGAGACACCCAUUCAAUCUUCUUCCGCAGUCUGGCAGAUCGUGGCUUCGACAUCACGUUUAAGACCGCUGAUGACUCCUCUCUAACUCUGAUCAAAUAUGGCCAGUUCCUGUACGACCAUUUGGUCAUCUUUUCUCCAUCAGUUGAGGACUUUGGAGGAAAUAUUAACGUGGAGACAAUCACAUCCUUUAUUGAUGGUGGAGGCAACGUCCUGGUUGCUGCCAGUUCAGAUAUUGGUGACCCUCUGAGGGAGCUGGGCAGCGAGUGCGGCAUCGAGUUUGAUGAGGAAAAGACUGCUGUCAUUGACCAUCACAACUAUGACGUGUCUGACUCUGGGGAGCACACGCUGAUUGUUGCUGAUCCAGAGAUCCUGAUAAAGGCUCCAACCAUCGUCGGCAAACCCACCAACAAACCUGUUCUGUUCCGGGGUGUUGGCAUGGUGGCAGACCCAGAGAACCCUCUGGUCUUGGACAUCCUGACUGGCUCCUCUACUUCUUACUCAUUUUUCCCUGACAGACCCAUCUCUCAGUACCCCCAUGCUGUUGGCAAGAACACCCUCAUGAUUGCCGGCCUUCAGGCCAGAAACAAUGCCAGAGUGGUCUUCAGCGGCUCCCUGGAGUUCUUCAGCGACGCCUUCUUCAACUCUGCUGUGCAGAAAGCCACGCCUGGUUCCCAGAGGUACGAGCAGACAGGGAACAGGGAGCUGGCCGAGGCGCUGUCCCGCUGGGUGUUCAAGGAGGCUGGAGUCCUCCGGGUGGGAGCCGUUACCCAUCAUCCUGUUGGAGAGAAAAAUCCCCCUGCAGCCUACACAAUCACUGACCUGGUGGAGUACAGCAUUGUCAUUGAGAUGUUGUCCGAGGGCCGCUGGGUUCCCUUCAACGGAGAUGACAUUCAGCUUGAGUUUGUGAGGAUCGAUCCCUUCGUCAGGACUUAUCUCAAGAGGAAAGGAGAUAAAUAUAGCGUGCAGUUCACGCUGCCUGAUGUGUACGGCGUCUUCCAGUUCAAGGUGGACUACAACCGUCUGGGAUACACACAUCUCUACUCCUCGACUCAGGUAUCAGUGCGUCCCCUGCAGCACACUCAGUACGAGCGCUUCAUCCCCUCAGCCUUCCCGUACUAUGCCAGCGUCUUCUCCAUGAUGGCAGGACUCUUUGUCUUCAGCAUAGUUUUCCUGCACAUGAAAGAGAAGGAGAAGUCUGACUAAUGCAGGGAGACGGAACGACCAGAAUACACAUUUGAACUUGUGGUGUGAGGAGUUGAAAUUGAAUGUCUUGAUGGCUUGAAUCUCUUCAUGCAUGGACUUGGUCUGCAAAUCUCCAUUUAAAAAAAAUACAGCUUCUGUUCGGUUAUUGGGUUUCUCAACUAAUCAGGUGAUGGAGUCAAAAAAGAUAUGACCCUGGUGCAGUCAUUUAGGGGUUUGUUUUGGGGCUUUUUGUACUCCUCAUUCAAAGGCUUAUGUCCUGCAUUCAGUCAAUGUUUGUAUAAAGUUUCUUUACGUUUAACUAUUAAGUAGAGCACAUCCUUUGGAACCUGAGAGAAAUCCAUAUUACAAUUUGAUCCAAAUGUUUCCAAUCAGAAAAUGUUAUUGCUAAAUGCACUGAAUAUGCCAACUGCUAAUGUGUUUUUUUAAUAAGCGUUUCCAAAAAGGUUGGAGUCAUCUUAACAAUAAAAUAUUGACAUUCCACACUA